This is a messenger RNA of Triplophysa rosa, 868 nucleotides long. It is a transcript of the gene lhx6b, whose product is annotated as LIM homeobox 6b. Gene Ontology annotation, biological process: neuron differentiation; regulation of transcription by RNA polymerase II; forebrain neuron development. Bases 1 to 816 code for a protein of 271 amino acids. The transcript is spliced from 8 exons. Gene Ontology annotation, cellular component: nucleus. The record is from RefSeq and is a predicted model, not a curated record. Gene Ontology annotation, molecular function: DNA-binding transcription factor activity, RNA polymerase II-specific; RNA polymerase II transcription regulatory region sequence-specific DNA binding. Lineage: Eukaryota; Metazoa; Chordata; Actinopteri; Cypriniformes; Nemacheilidae.
AUGCGUUUGUUUACCCAAAAGAAAGGAGCAAAGGAAGAAGGGUCACUGAGGAGAUCGCCGCUGUCAUUUCGGUUAUUCACGUGCGCGCGCUGUGCGCGGGAAAUUCUGGACCGUCACUUGCUGAAGGUGCAUGGAUUAACCUGGCAUUUAAAGUGUUUGAAGUGUUCGGUGUGUGCGAUGUUUUUGGGUCACCACAACAGCUGCUUCUUCAGAAAUAAAGAGAUUUUCUGUAAAACGGAUUAUACAAGUGCUUUUGCCAUAAAAUGUGCUCGAUGUCGACAUACGGUCAGUGCGAAUGACUGGGUUCGGCGGGCAGGAAAGGAUAUAUACCAUCUCGCCUGCUUCGCAUGUAUGUCUUGUAAAAGGCAGCUGUCUACAGGCGAAGAGUUUGGCUUGGUGGAGAACCAAGUUCUCUGUCGCCUUCACUACGACAUAAUGCUACAGCGUGUGUCAGACAAUGGGGGUGUAGCACAUUUGGGGAGAAAUGUACCGAUGGACUGCAUCCCAAAAACAGCGAAAAGACCUCGUACAUCCUUCACUUCAGAGCAGCUUCAGGUUAUGCAGACUCAGUUUAUCCGAGACAAGAACCCGGAUGCACAAACCCUGCAGAGGCUGGCAGAUGUGACUGGACUGAGCAGAAGAGUUAUACAGGUUUGGUUCCAAAACUGUAGAGCCAGACAGAAGAAGAGGAACCCAGUUCAUGAUAUAAUUCCUCCACUGGACAGUUGCCAGACUUCUGAAAUGCCGCUGCUGUCAGAUAACCUUCUCUUCUUGCCCUCAGUCAGGAAAUACCCAUUGACCUGUGGAGCAAUGUGAUUGGCCAGUCACAGAUUUCCAUAGCCAACAGCUUUUUAGGAGCAGUCCCAGC